Molecule: messenger RNA, 2443 nt
Organism: Cricetulus griseus (Chinese hamster)
Lineage: Eukaryota; Metazoa; Chordata; Mammalia; Rodentia; Cricetidae
Source: RefSeq, a predicted model, not a curated record
CUUUAUCAAUAUGCUACAGUUCAGACAACAACGAGAAACUCUCUUCUGAGGGAUGUAAUUGCUGCUUAUCAAAGAUUCUGUUCCCGACCUCCCAAAGGAUUUGAAAAGUACUUUCCUAAUGGAAAAAAUGGGAAAAAGCCUAGUGACCCUAAGGAGGCUGCUGGAGAAAAAAAAGACUCACAGCCAGCGGCCCCACGGUCUUCUGGAGGUGCAGGUGGUGGGGGAGGGAAGCGUCGUGGCAAGAAAGAAGACUCUCACUGGUGGUCCAGGUUCCAGAAGGGUGACUUUCCAUGGGAUGACAAGGAUUUCAGAUUGUACUUUCUCUGGACUGCUUUCUUUUGGGGUGGAGUCAUGAUUUACUUCCUGUUCAAAAGUUCUGGGAGAGAAAUCACAUGGAAAGACUUUGUAAAUAACUAUCUUUCUAAAGGAGUGGUGGAUAGACUAGAGGUUGUCAACAAGCGUUUUGUUCGUGUGACUUUCACACCAGGAAAAACUCCGGUUGAUGGGCCAAAGCAGUAUCAAGACCUAGGAGCAAAAAUCCCAAAGGGUGCCAUUCUCACCGGCCCUCCAGGUACUGGUAAAACACUGCUAGCUAAGGCCACAGCUGGAGAAGCCAAUGUUCCCUUCAUCACUGUCAGCGGAUCUGAAUUUCUGGAGAUGUUUGUGGGUGUUGGUCCAGCCAGGGUUCGAGACUUAUUUGCCCUUGCUCGGAAGAAUGCCCCUUGCAUUCUCUUCAUUGAUGAGAUUGAUGCUGUGGGAAGGAAGAGGGGUCGAGGCAACUUCGGAGGGCAGAGUGAGCAGGAGAACACGCUCAACCAGCUGCUGGUGGAGAUGGACGGCUUCAACACAACCACCAAUGUGGUCAUCCUGGCAGGCACAAAUCGGCCAGACAUUCUGGACCCAGCCCUUUUGAGGCCAGGCCGCUUCGACAGGCAGAUCUUUAUUGGACCCCCAGACAUAAAAGGACGAGCAUCAAUCUUCAAAGUUCACCUUCGGCCGUUGAAACUAGACAGUGCCUUGGAAAAGGAGAAAUUGGCUAGAAAACUGGCAUCCUUAACCCCAGGGUUUUCAGGAGCUGAUGUUGCCAAUGUCUGCAAUGAAGCUGCUUUGAUUGCUGCAAGACACCUUUCAGAUGCCAUUAAUGAGAAGCACUUUGAACAAGCAAUUGAGCGAGUGAUUGGAGGCUUGGAGAAAAAAACCCAAGUUCUACAGCCUGAGGAGAAGAAGACAGUAGCUUACCAUGAAGCAGGCCAUGCAGUCGCCGGCUGGUAUCUGGAGCAUGCAGACCCACUCUUAAAGGUGUCCAUCAUCCCUCGUGGUAAGGGGCUGGGCUAUGCUCAGUACUUGCCAAAGGAGCAGUAUCUGUACACAAAGGAGCAGCUGCUGGACAGGAUGUGCAUGACCCUGGGUGGCCGAGUCUCUGAAGAAAUCUUCUUUGGAAGAAUCACAACUGGUGCCCAGGAUGACUUGAGGAAGGUUACCCAGAGUGCCUAUGCCCAGAUUGUUCAGUUCGGCAUGAACGAGAAGGUGGGGCAGAUCUCGUUUGACCUCCCACGCCAGGGGGACAUGGUAUUAGAGAAGCCUUACAGUGAAGCCACUGCGAGGAUGAUAGAUGAUGAAGUGAGAAUACUUAUUAAUGAUGCCUAUAAAAGAACUGUGGCUCUUCUCACAGAGAAGAAGGCUGACGUGGAGAAGGUUGCUCUAUUACUAUUAGAAAAGGAAGUAUUAGAUAAGAAUGAUAUGGUUGAACUUCUGGGCCCCAGACCAUUUACAGAAAAAUCCACAUAUGAAGAAUUUGUGGAAGGCACUGGCAGCUUGGAUGAGGACACUUCGCUUCCUGAGGGCCUGCAGGAUUGGAACAAGGAGCGGGAGAAAGAGAAGCAGAAAGAGAAAGAGAAAGACGAGCCCCUGAAUGAGAAGGCUGUCAGCUAGGCCCAGGGCUGGAAGCCGCUUUACCUAGUCCUCUGGGCUUCAGUUUGCAGUUUCAGCAGCAGCCUUCAGAACAGCAGCCCUGGUGCAAAGCCGGCUGCUGACUCAGCUGGCUGUAGGAGUGCCAGCAACUGCCCAGGGCUUUGAAGGGGACUCUCCUGCCCCUCAGCCUUGGCCUCAGGAGCAGUGGCUGGAACAGGGGAGAGAGCACCACCUGCCAAAGCUGUCUUGUGGAAUCUAUUACAUGGUAGAAGAAUGUUUCCCCAUCACCCACUCUCCAUUCCUCCUCCUCUGAUAUCUCUACAGGAGUGCUGUGUGAAAUUCAGCUGGAGUCCCGAUAAGAAUAUUUUGAUUCAAGCAAAUAUUUUAAAAUUUGAAUUCAGAUCACUUAUUGCUGUUUUAAUGGAAUGGUUUUCUAUAGAGAACUGUAACAUAUUUAAAAACAUGAAUGUAUUGUGUAAAUAUGGGUUCUUUACAUCAGAAAUAAAAGGUGGACAUUGUACUUUUUCCUGAA